Molecule: messenger RNA, 1423 nt
Organism: Cavia porcellus (domestic guinea pig)
Lineage: Eukaryota; Metazoa; Chordata; Mammalia; Rodentia; Caviidae
Gene: Nr2c2ap
Product: nuclear receptor 2C2 associated protein
Exons: 5
Coding region: 294-716 (140 amino acids)
Source: RefSeq, a predicted model, not a curated record
GUCCCGGUAUUCAGCUCCCGGCGUUCUCCGUAGAGAAACUGAGGCUCGGGUCGGGACCGGCCGGCGCACGCGCGCGGGGGCCUCGUUUCUCUUUCUGCACCUGCUAUGCAAAGUGUGCUUCUCCCCUGGGCGCUUCCGGCCACCCCGAGUUUUGCAGCCAGACCGUAAUCCGGCCACGCAAGAGUCAGGGGCGACCCUCCGGAUCCUUGGUUCCCGGUGGGGGCGUGCGGGCCUGGGCCGUAGCGGCAGGACUCGAACCCUGGCCUGGUUAGGUCCGCACUUUAGGAACCGAGAUGAUCCACUCUUUGGUUUGCCCCGAAACCGUGAGCAGGGUGAGUUCGGUGCUUAACCGCAACACCCGGCAGUUCGGGAAGAAGCAUCUAUUUGACCAAGAGGAGGAGACGUGCUGGAACUCGGACCAGGGCCCCUCCCAGUGGGUGGUGCUCCAGUUUCCCCAGCGAGUCUGUGUUUCCCAGCUGCAGAUCCAGUUCCAGGGCGGUUUCUCCAGCCGGCAGGGGCACCUGGAAGGUUCCCAGCGGGGUGAGGCGCUUCGCAACAUUGUGGUCUUCUACCCCAAGGACGACAACUCCCUCCAGACCUUUCCUGUGCCCCCCACUGAAGUGGACCAGCUGAAGGUGACGUUUGAGGACACCACAGACUUAUUUGGCCGAGUGGUCAUCUACCACCUGCGGGUCCUGGGGAGGAAGGCAGUGUGAGGCCUGACUGGCCACCUCUUCCAGCAAGCCCAUGGGAAGCACACAAGUUCAGUGAAAGCCUUUAUUGGUUCCUCUCGGGAGGCUGCCCUCCUCGCCUGUCCAGGAGCUGCCUUGGAAGCCAGGUCUGGGCCCCCCAGUGCCCGGCGGACUGUUCUGUUCCCUGAGUGUGUGAGUCCUGCAGGUGUCUUCACUCUGGACCCUCAGGCCCCAGGCUGCUCUGGAAGAGUUUCAGGAUAUGGUUCUCCAUCACCUGUUGCACUGGUGCAGGGGAAGGGUGGCUGUGAGUGGGGCUGGAAACCGAGGCCUGUGGUCCAGCCUGAGCCACACCCUCCCUCCAGGAGACAGAGGAGGGACCCACUCUAGACCUGGGUCCACACUCCUCCCAUACAAAGCUACUUCUGUACCACUGACCUCACCUCCUGGAAGUCUGCACAAAUGCUUUUUUGUUUUUGCUUUGUUUCAUGCAAUCCAGACUGGCCUUAAACUCACUAUGUAGCCCAGACUGGUCUCAAACUCACAGUAAUCCUCCUGCCUCAGCUUCCUGAAUGCUGGGAUGACUGGUGUGAGCCACCACACUGGGAUGAAAACAGUUGUUUUAAAGCAAAGAUGCUCCUUAUGUUUUGUGUUUUCUACUAAGGCCCGUCUGUCUUUCCCAACUCGGGCUUUCCAGUCUCCACAACCAUGAAAAUAAACCUCUUUUCAUUGGG